Messenger RNA from Neurospora tetraspora, 1315 nucleotides. RefSeq lists its product as uncharacterized. The coding region runs from base 1 to 1176 and encodes 391 amino acids. NCBI's taxonomy places the organism in Eukaryota, Fungi, Ascomycota, Sordariomycetes, Sordariales, Sordariaceae. The record is from RefSeq and is a predicted model, not a curated record. The transcript has 2 exons.
AUGACAUCGUGGCGACAGGGGGAGGGGGUGCGAAUACAACCACAAUCAGGGACGCAUCACCAGGCACAGAGACCGUUUCAAGAGAGAGAGAAACGGAGGCACGAUAACUGGGACAUCGGAGUAUAUGACGGUGUCUCUAAGAAGGGAACACCUAGUUACCUACCCAAACACUCAACCAAGCGAACCGCUGUCACAACCACCAGGUGUACCUCGCUUUUUGUUCCAAGGCCCAAAGAGACACUCGCUGUUCACAACUCAACCAGGAAACCCCAGCUACGGAAGCAACGAGAUAUGGUUAUCGGCCUUCUAGUCAUUGCGGGAAUUCCCACGACAAUAGGCGUCUGCGAAGCCUUGAGCGCGCAGAAAAAAGCCAACAACGCAGCUAAAGAGAAGGCCAAGUUCCACUUAACAGCCUCAAUCUCCCUGGAUGGAGGACCACCAGAGGAGUGUUUUUGUGUGUUGAGGGAUGGAAGAUUAUGGAUCGACCAUCCCGACUAUCCCAUGCCUGGCCACAAGUUUAUGGGGUACUACUUCACAUAUCCCUCUGAAGAGAAGCAUCUGGGCAUGGUGAGCACGAUAGCAGACGAUCCGCCCAUGCUAAACUGGAUUUAUUGCGAUAAAGAAACAGGCAUGGUUCGACACGGCGGUCGUCAAGCCACCAUUGGGCAUACCAUUGGUCCUUGGUAUUGGAGCAACGACGAGACGUGGCUGACGCUCGAAGGGGAUACCUUACAGUUUGUUGCUGUUCAAGACGAGGAAACACAGAGGUGGUGCGUUUACUGGGACAAAGAUAGGAAGAUCAGGGGCUCAGGCGGUAGUUAUGUUGGAGAUGAAGACUAUUCAGACGAAUAUUCGGAGGAGGAUGAGGAUGAGGAAGAAUCAGAAGAGGAAGACGACCCUGAGUUCAGCGAGAGUGAAACGGAGGAACCCAGAAAACCCACCAAGACAUCGGAAAGGGAACCUAAACAGGAAGCUGGAAAGGUCGAGGGCCAGAAAAUCAGAGGUGGAGAGAAUGAGGGGAAGAAGAAUGACGAGAAAACGGAGGACAAGCAGGACGGUGGGGAAGCUCCUGCUCUGCAGCAAGUACAGAAGUCUGUGAAAUGGGUCCCGAUCCUGCUGCGUCGUCGAAUGCAGUUGGGAAUGGAAAGCCGAUACGUCAAGGGCGCAAAUGGCUAAAAACGCGGUGGUACGGAUCAUGUAGAGAUGUGUGAUAUGAUGAGAUGGUGGGCUCACUGCAUAAAGAUCGGGAUAUCAUGAGUUAAGGGUAGCGGUAAUAAUAGGGCCCUGAAAGUGUCAUCAAUGCUAAUAGUAAUAC